CUGUCCGUCCAGGUGUCUGUCCGUCUCGUCGUCCCUCUGUCCAUCCCCAGCUCUCUGUCCGUCCAGGUGUCCGUCUGUCCGUCCAUCCACGGCGUCCCCUUUGUCCGUCCUUCCGUCCAGCUGUCCGUCCGUCUGCCUGUCCCUCUCUCCAUCUGUCCAAUUGUCUGCCUGUCCGUCUUUAUGUCCGUCUGUCCGACUGUCCGCCCACCCCUGCGAGGGAAUCCGUCUGUCCGCCCAGGGUCUCUGUCUGUCCGUCUGUCCGCCACUCCCCCCCUUCCAGCUACCGGAACGGCGACACCUCGUCCUUCCGCUGACUGCUUCCUUCCCCCCCCCCCCCAAAAACAGCAGAGUGCCACCGCUGCCCACGUGCUGCUGAGUGCUGCCUCCCUGGCCGUUCCCUCUGGACCCGACUGGCGCUACGAAGAAGGCAUCAACGGAGUCUUCCUCAGCGGCGACGUUCGGGCCACAGCCCAGGGGCUGCAGGUGGCGUCGGGGGGCCUCUACCUCCUCUAUGGCCAAUUUGCUGUCACCUGCACGGCCACCUCUUGUCCCCCCGGCAACGUCACCCUCCAGCUGCACCGCGCCGGUUCCCCCCAUCCCUUGCUGGCCGUACCCUUGGUGUUACCCGACGGUUCCGGAUCCGGCCCGACUCGUUCGGGUUUGACGCAGGCAGUGGGGCAGCUGCGACCCGGCGACGUCCUCAGCUUUAGGAUGGUUGGGGACAUCCAAGGGGACGAGUGGCAGAUGGCGCAGGACGAGAGGGAAGGAAAUUUCGUGGGGCUGCUGCGCAUCGCAACAAGGGGGUGA
Messenger RNA from Tympanuchus pallidicinctus (lesser prairie-chicken), 807 nucleotides. RefSeq lists its product as uncharacterized. The record is from RefSeq and is a predicted model, not a curated record. Lineage: Eukaryota; Metazoa; Chordata; Aves; Galliformes; Phasianidae. Gene Ontology annotation, molecular function: tumor necrosis factor receptor binding. Gene Ontology annotation, biological process: immune response. The transcript has 3 exons. The annotation marks the transcript as partial. Gene Ontology annotation, cellular component: membrane.